Molecule: messenger RNA, 1107 nt
Organism: Hymenoscyphus albidus
Lineage: Eukaryota; Fungi; Ascomycota; Leotiomycetes; Helotiales; Helotiaceae
Source: the annotation of a GenBank genome assembly
AUGGGUUCCAUCGAGAGUCAAGGAGGGCCUGGCAACUGGCACUCACCAGAAAAGGUUCGUUUCCCCUUCUAUCUUAAUCAAUUUUCCGCGCGAGGAAUGGUAGUCUAAGUCAAUUAGGUUGAACCACCCACACAACCCGGAGUCCGAGCAAUUCAAUAUAAUUGCUAUUACAUCGGUGGUCCAGCGGACUCAUAUAGUGAAGGAUUCCAUUAUGGAUGGAUCAAACACGAUUUUGGAACCGAAGUCCUGAGCGAACUACGAGACUCCAUACGUCUGCAACUUCGACUAUCUCACUAUGGCCUUCGGGUCCGCUUCAUUGUCAUCUUAUACGGGGGAGAAAGUCAGGUUAGAUGUCUGAUGAAUGAUGAUUUUGAAGAUGAAGUCUUCCAUCGACUCCGUGAUGAGACAAAAACAUCGAUUUUUGUGGUUGGAGUCGAACGCGGAGAAAAGCUCCCUUCUUUAGAAAACCAGUCACUUCCAAGCUACCGUGAGUAUUAUCCUAGUCCUCGAUUUCAUGCCCCCGUUUCUUUUUCGUUUGAGGAUUAAGUCUCCAUAAAUUGUGUUGAGAUACCCAGAAUACCAACGCUGACUCUAAAAUCUUCAACAGUUACUGACUUGAUGCCUGAAGCUCCAGAAGCCCCAGAAGCUCAAUCCAGCCCUCCAACCCCUACAAGUUCAACUAUCCCAACAAGUCCCAUCCUAUCAGCAAGUCCCAUCCGUUGGAAAGAUACCAUUCAUUCAACACCUUCCGUCCGCCGACGAUCCCCCGUAUCUCCCUCGCGGUCAAAAGCCCAUCUCGCUUCCACCCCUCCAAUAAAUCUAGCAACUCCUGAAAACAUAGAGAGUCUGAUCGCCUUACAAAAUCUCUACAAAUAUGGAUCUAGAACCGCACCGUCAAUCAACCAAACUGAAACUGAAACUUCAACACCUUCUCCAAGAGACGCCCCUGGGUACAAGUAUCUCCAAUCAGUCCUCAAGACAGCAGAAGACAGUAUUUCCGAUGAUCAAGACGCGAUGAGUUCAACACCUGGCUUGGAAGAACUGAGUGAUCUCCACGAAACUUCAAAUGGUCAACCAUCAAGCGGUAACCCUGUCACUAACUCAUGA